This is a messenger RNA of Bubalus bubalis (water buffalo), 792 nucleotides long. RefSeq names its product P3 protein-like. Gene Ontology annotation, biological process: bile acid and bile salt transport. Gene Ontology annotation, cellular component: membrane. The transcript has 2 exons. NCBI's taxonomy places the organism in Eukaryota, Metazoa, Chordata, Mammalia, Artiodactyla, Bovidae. Gene Ontology annotation, molecular function: bile acid:sodium symporter activity. The record is from RefSeq and is a predicted model, not a curated record. The coding region runs from base 1 to 702 and encodes 233 amino acids.
AUGGCCAAAGAGACUACACCUGCAUUCAGGUGUGAGAUAUGCAUCAUCAUUUGCUCGUCACCCCGCGGCGGGGGGAGCUACCUCUUCAGCCUCCUCCUUGGAGGGGACGUCACUCUGGCCAUCUCUAUGACUUUCAUCUCAAUGGUGGCUGCCACCGGCUUCCUGCCGCUGUCCUCAGCCAUCUACAGUCACCUGCUCAGCAUCCAUGAAACACUCCAUGUGCCCGUUUCCCAGAUCCUGGGGACCCUGCUGUUCAUUGCCAUCCCCAUUGCAGCAGGCGUGGUAAUCAAGUCCAAGCUCCCCAAGUUCUCACAGCUGCUGCUGCAUGUCAUUAAGCCCUUGAGCUUUGUGCUGCUCCUGGUUGGCCUCUUCCUGGCCUACCACAUGGGGGUCUUCAUCCUGGCAGGCGUCAGGCUGCCCAUCAUGUUGGUGGGCUUCACGGUGCCCCUGGUCAGCCUCCUAGUGGGCUAUGGCCUGGCCACGUGCCUGAAGCUGCCGGUGGCGCAGCUGCGGACUGUCAGCAUCAAGGUUGGGGUGCAGAACAGCCUGCUGGCCUUGGCCAUGCUGCAGCUGUCCCUCCGCCGCCUCCAGGCUGACUAUGCCUCCCAGGCCCCUUUCCUUGUGGCACUUAGUGGCACCUCGGAGAUGCUGGCCUUAGUAAUUGGCCACUUUAUCUAUAGCAGCAUGUGCGCCAUUCCCUGAGGCCCCCUGGGUCAAGCUUUCACCAGGCACCCCUAGCCCCCAACCUCCACCAACUGUCCCCACCAUCCUUGUGUACCAAAGGCCUUUAGA